This is a messenger RNA of Caenorhabditis briggsae, 615 nucleotides long. Lineage: Eukaryota; Metazoa; Nematoda; Chromadorea; Rhabditida; Rhabditidae. The transcript is spliced from 6 exons. The record is from RefSeq and is a predicted model, not a curated record. The coding region runs from base 1 to 615 and encodes 204 amino acids.
AUGGGAAACACAGAAGAGAAACCAGAUGACCAGAAACCAGAUGAAAAAGGGGACCCAGAAGAGUUGUGCUCUGCUAAUCGACCAGACGCGGAUUAUAGCUGGAAACUGCCACACAUUGAUUUAUCACAGAUGAAUGAUCCGUUCAAUCUUCGCCCAGCAACCAAUUCGGUUCUACCACUCAAAGUCUAUGGACCACCACCAGUUCCAGAAGGAUUUGAAGAACAGUUGAAAUCAAGUGGAGGUCAUUUUGGCGCACUGUUUGCUCCAAUCCCAGGAUUCAACUACGACGUCAAGCCAACAAAACCACCAACGCCACCACUACCACCACCAGCAGCACCAACUGUUGUGGAUACUGUCCAUCCAAUCCACAUGGACUCUCCUCCGUAUCCUUAUAUACCCAGACCAAGAUAUCCAACGCAUCAGAUGCAUCCUCCCCCUCAUCAGAUGAGUCCGCAGUUUGGCGAGUAUUAUGUACCAGCUUAUUAUUUUCCUCACACUACUCACUUUCGGGAAAGAGCAUGGCGAGGACCACCUCAUCCUGAUCCACCAAUGGUCCGCCCACCGACUAAUCCAGAAGCGGGGAUGUUUGUUCCGGGAGGCCCUGGUCCAAGUUGA